Molecule: messenger RNA, 2589 nt
Organism: Ectocarpus sp. CCAP 1310/34
Lineage: Eukaryota; Phaeophyceae; Ectocarpales; Ectocarpaceae
Source: the annotation of a GenBank genome assembly
GUGGAAUUCGUGCGUUGGGUUAUGAGGCUAGCUCCUCUCUGCCUUGUACCUCCGAGCCUCACCCCAACUGCAGCCGUGGUAUGGCCAUGUGUCAACAACCAUCGCCAUGCCUGUGCCCCUACCGUGAGAGGUACCACCAUCGCCCAUCGCCUGCGAACGACGUACGCAGCAGCAGCAGCGGCACAAGACGGACCCGACAACGGCGCGAACACCGAGCGACUGCUCGCCCUCGGCCGGCAACAGACGCAGGCGGGCGAUCUAGAGUCCGCCGUCUACCAGUUCGAGCGGGCGGCUAGCCAGGCCCCGCGGUCGGCUGUGUGUCAGACAGAGCUCGGCCGAGCCCUCGUCCGACUCGGCAGAGGCCAGGAAGGGUUCAACUGCCUCGUGGCUGCCUUCGGGAUCGACUCUCUGUGUCCGGGCGUGAAGGACGGCUUCCGCGAGUACUACAGGGCUGAGAUUGAGGCCGACCCGAACAACGUCGACCUCCAUGAAGGCCUGGCGGCGCUCUGCGUCGACUCCGGCAAUCCCGAAGAGGCUGCCGCUCUCUACCGCCGCCUCCUCGGGCUGCACGCGACUGCAACAGCAGAGGGGAGUGGAAGAAUACGAAGCUUUUCCUCGUCGAACCCUUCCGCAGCAGGUGAUCUCUCCUCGAAGGAGACGACAGAAGCGGCGGCCGCGGCUCGAAAGGACCGGUGGUCAGUGGCGCUCUUCAAGUGCAACGCUUCGCUCUGCCAGUGGGAUGACUGGAACGGCGAGGCUCUCGCCCUGAGGACUGCCGUUCGGCGUCGGGGGUGGCGGCGGCGAGGGCGAACAAGAGGAGAAGGGUCUGGGGGGCGGUUGUCGUCGAUGGAGGACGAUGGCGAUCUGGUACACAGACUGUUGCUCGGAUACGAAGACGACGACUUCGAACGGUUUGUGCCUCGAGACAAGCAGCAAAGCCAGGGCAACAAUGUUGGUGACAGCAACAACGGUGGCGUUGAUGGAGGCGCCGGCGCUGGCCCAUCGCGACCAGCCCUACACCCUUUCGACUCUCUGAGCGCUCCUCUGUCCAUCGGCGACUGCCUUGCAGUCGCGCAGCAGCAGACCAGAGGGGUGCUGGCAGAGGCAAGGGGCGGUGAUGGCGGGCCUCGAGGCAGAGACGAGGACGAAAGAACAUCGGGCGGAGAAGGCGUGGGGGGGGUGCAGGGCCAAUCGCUGCGGCGGUUGUUUCAUGCCGGUUUCUCGUCGCCAUCAUCGUCGUCAUCGUUGCGAGAUGAGAGGGGACGCGUGCGCCUUGGCUUCGAGGUAUUCCUGUACGCUCUCAACCCCGACGACGGCUCGGCGCCGAGGCGGCGUAUGGAAAGGGAGGUGGAGAACUUCCGAGACCUGAGCAUGAUGACCGCCGGAGAGGCUGCCGCGGCAAUCGCGGACGAUGGGGUUGGUGUCCUCGUGAACCUCGGUGGCUACGCCGGAACCGUCAAGAGCGCGGACAUCUUCGCUCUGCGCCCCGCCGCGGUAGCCGUGAGCUACAUGGGUUUCCCCGGAACCAUGGGCUCUUCCGAGAUGGUGGACUACAUUCUCGCCGACGCGGUGGUUGUUCCGCCUGACUUGAGGCGUUUUUAUUCCGAGAAGGUGAUCAACAGCUGCCUGGUGGUGCUGGACUUGCCUCACUGCUACUUCGUCAACGACUACCGGCAGAGCGAGCGGGGGGUGAUAUAUUCUCCCGCCCCCGAUCGGGCGGACCACGGCCUAUCUCUACCGCCAUCGCCUCGAUGGCCGCUGCCGCUGGCAACGAAAGAAGACAGAGAGGGCGGCGGCAUCCUUUCCGCAGCGGCAGCAACGUCAGGGGCAGCACCGCUCGUAAAGGACGGCCGCGACGACGGCGUGGGUGGCCGUUCCCGGCGUGCAUCGCACCGCCGCCGAGAUGGCAGUGGUCGGGGCGGCGGUCACAACGGCGAACGUGCUGCGGCGUGGUCUCCCGUUCCCGGAAGGUGGCGGCGCGGCGGCGCCCGCGGCGGCUGGGGAGCCAUGAAGGGACGAGGUGCUUUGGAGAAUGUCUCGCGAGAGCGGGAGGGAGAAGGCGACGGGCGGCGGGUAGUGCUGUGCAACUUCAACCGUCUCCACAAGCUUGAUCCGCACACUUUUGGCGCCUGGAUGGAGGUUCUCAGAACGGUUCCCGGAACGGUCUUGUGGUUGAUCGACGGAGGUGAGACGGCCCGCGCCAACCUCCGACGGCAGGCCAGGCUCGAGGGGGUGGACGAAGGGCGCGUUGUGUUUGCGCCCCUGGUUGGAAAAAAGGAGCACCUCCAGAGGCUCCGUCUAGCCGAUCUGUUCGUGGACACUCCGCUUUACAACGCCCACACCGUGGGUUGCGACGCCCUAUGGGCCGGGGUGCCGAUGGUGACCCUGCGAGGUGCCAAGAUGGCAUCGAGGGUCGGGGCUUCCCUUGUGGAAGCCGCGGGGAUGCCCGAGCUGGUGACGGACUCGCUGGAGGAGUACACCCAGCUCGUGCUGGCGUUGGCGAGGUACGGCAGGAACUUGUGGGUGGAAAGGGCGGCGGUAUUUUCGGCGAUAAAUCCCUGCCUCAGCACACACCUCGAGCUUGAUUGA